AUGCUUGCCAUCACCAUGGCACUUGAUGAUAAUUGUAAUCCUGCUCCAAUUUCUCAUCAUUAUAAAGAACAAACUUUACAUUCCAUUCUUUCUCAAUAUUUUCCAGAAACUAUUCUUCUUGAUAACAAUGGAAAAAGGAGAACUCAAAUUGAUAUUAAACAUGAAACUUUGAGUGAAACUAUAUCCUUAAAUGGUUAUUUCGAUAGUGAAAAUAGAAUGACAAAUGCUCAAAAAAUGAGAAAAAUCAAAAAAGAGCGAAAACUCCGUUGGGUAUUUGGUGAAAAAAUUGGAAGAAUCAAAGACCAACCCGUAGUUUCACCUGGUGAAUUCCGUUAUGGUGAUGGAAAGUUAAGAUUUGAUGAUGAGGACCAUGAUGCGAUAAGCAUGUUUUCCAAUGAUUCUGAAAAUUCUUUACCAAGAUCUCUUGACAAUACUAUUACACCUAAUGAUAAUGAUCGUAAUAAAAUCCAUUCAUUCUCAUUAAAUGUAUUAAGUCCAGAUGAUCGAAGGAGAAUGGUUAAAAAGAAUAAAAAAUUACAAGUGAUGCUUGGUGAAGCUUUGGAUGAGAACAUGAUUCGUCAAACUAUAACCAUUCCGGCUACACAAUCACCGGGCUUAUUAUUCCAUAAUAAAAGUAGAUUUAGUAGCGAAGUUGGUAUAUCAAAUAAACCUCAUCUUUUUCGUAGGGCCUCUGAUUCAAUGAUUAUUUCACCACUGCCUUCGCCAAACAAUAUCAUAACUCCACCAAAAACUCCCACUUUAUCAGAUGAAAACAAUGAUCAAAAUUGCAUAAAACAUCAAUCCAAAAAUUCUGUGGCUUCAUUCACAAAUCCAAAACAAUCUGAUUUAGCUGUCGCCAAUAAAGACACUAAGGAGUAUCGAAGAAAGAAAUUACAAAAACUUUAUAAUUUUCUGGGUGAACGCGUUCCUAUUGAUAUUGUAUUGGGUGAAAAGGAUAAUUAUGAUGUUUCAUUACUUCCAGAACCAUUACCGGAUCCUCCUAAACGAAAGUCCAAAGGAAGACCAACUUCUUUAUCAUUUAAAAAGAAUACUUCAAGUUCAAAUAAUAACAUUGAUGCUCAUGCAACGUUAACCCUUCCAAGGUUAUCCGCAAUAGAUAGAAAACGUCAUCUUCACAGAGCAAUCAAGUUGGAAAAAAUGUUUGGGGAAGCUCCUCCUCAAGAUCUAAUAGUUCAGAAGUUACGUUCUAGAAACUUUACUGAUUCAAUAUCAUCCAUUGAUAUUCAUCGUAGAAGCAUAAUGUCUCUUGAAUAUUUAAUGGAAAAUGAUAGAAAUACUAUGUAUGAUCUCAUUGAUUACAUGGCAGAUAGUGAUGGAGAAAAUUAUGAUGAGGAGUGUGAGGAGGAAUAUAUUGCUCCUUUAUCAGCUCCUGCAACUCCUAAUCCUGGCAAUUCAUUGAGAUUUGAUGUACCUCAAAUAGAUCCGAAACAAGUAAAAUUGAAAGGAAUCCGUAAAUUAUCUCACUUCUUUGGUGCAACUUAUGGACAAAUGUUUCCUGAUCAAGUUCUUGGUGAGUUAUUAGGAGAUCUUGAAAGAGAAAUUAGAGAAGAGGCACGGCAAAAUGAGGAGGUUGAUAAAGCCAUUGUUGCAGGAUUAAUGGGUCAAUUAGAAGAAUUAAGAGCAAAAAGUGGAGAGUUAGGACCAAAUUCAGAUGACGAUGAAAAUAAUGAAGAAUUAUCUUUGACAGAUAAUGAAUCAGAUGAGAUACGCAAGAGAUUAGAACUAAAUCGUAAAAAAAGAGAUCUUAAAUCAGAAA
This is a messenger RNA of Racocetra persica, 1777 nucleotides long. NCBI's taxonomy places the organism in Eukaryota, Fungi, Glomeromycota, Glomeromycetes, Diversisporales, Gigasporaceae. The record is from the annotation of a GenBank genome assembly.